This is a messenger RNA of Symbiodinium natans, 4413 nucleotides long. The record is from the annotation of a GenBank genome assembly. NCBI's taxonomy places the organism in Eukaryota, Dinophyceae, Suessiales, Symbiodiniaceae.
AUGAUGGGCUUGCGGCUCAAACAACCCUGGCAUGCUGGGGAGCGUAUUCUGCAGGAGAAGCAGGGCACCGUCCAUACUUCGGAUGAGAUGGGGCCACACAUAUACCACAAGGUCAUCCCCGCAUCAUACAGAGACAUGGUCGGCCCGCAGCCGCAUUUCAUGGUCAGCUUCUUUGAUGUAAAGACACAUGAGAGCUGGUCUUCCCUCGUAUUCGCACGUCCAGGUUUCGCUGACUGUGAAACAUCAGACGGAACUCACAUCGAUGUAGCGGCUGCCCUGGACUCUAGGGAUGCUGCAGUAGCUGCUGGCUUGAUGAGGCCAGGCGUGAUGGUUGGUGCGGUUGCCAUCGACUUCAUGACACGACGCCGGAAUCGCUUCAAUGGGGUCAUCAGCAAUGUCAACAAGAAUGGACACUUCUCGAUCCAAAUAACUCAGGCAUUUGGAAACUGUCCAAAAUACAUCACGCGGCGGAGGGUGCAGCGAAUGGGUAGCAACCUCGAGUUUGCGGCGGCUGCCGAACCUGUGACUGAGGCGUCCAAGGUCGGCGCACUCGAGGCUUCCAUUAUCUCGAACGCGGAUAACAUGUACUUUGGGACGGGUACCCCUGAGCAUGGUGCUGACAUGAACAUCCGCGGCGGCUCGCCAGGCUUCGUGCGCAUCCUGCACGAUGGCAGUACCAUCUGUUGGCCAGACUACACCGGGAAUGGAUUCUACAUGAGCCUUGGCAAUGUGCAGUUGCAGAACUCAGCCAGCCUCGUGUUCGUAGACUGGGACGACACAGGUCGUGGUGUUCAAAUUGCGGGGGCAGUGCGCACGCUUGAGCGGCCAGAGGUUGUGGAUACAGAGAUGCUGAAGGUCCUGAGUGAAGAGCCGCAGGCCCUCAGACUGGUGACGAUGUCAGUCCAGAAGCUCCAUUCCAUUCCGCGAUACAGUCCUCACAUCUAUGAGAAGGUGGAGCUGAGCCCAUACAACCCACGCCCAACAGCUUUGGGACCGGACUUCCUGGCAGUAUUGCAGUGGGCGCGCCGAGAGUCCAAGGAUGUGCUGUCCUUCGAGUUUCAACUCGCGCCCCUGCCACGUCCAGGGUCCAUCGUGUUGAAGCCGGGGCAGCAUGUGAGGUUGGCAUUGCCGGCACUGCAAGGAAGGGAGGCAUCGCCCCCCGAACGGACCUGGACAGUGACCUCCUCGCCACAGUGGUUCAUGGACCACGCGCGUUUCCAGAUUUCCGUCAAGCUAAAGCCGGGCGGCAAGGCGUCGACAUGGUUGCACAACCUGAGUCGAAAGGACAUGGAGAAAGCCCACCUGCACUUUCUUGGUUUUGCAGGGGAGUUUGGGCCACAACUCGAGCCGGGCAGUGGAGAGCUACGCAGCCAGGCGUCCAUGCCACGUCACGCCGUCUUCUUGACGGCCGGGAUCGGUUCCACCCCCGCGGUGGCAGCCAUUGCCGCCAUUGCGGAGUCGGCCCCACGGCCGGAGACUCUUACCAUCUUUUAUUCCGUCCGCCAGGUUUCAGAGGCUGCCUUCUUGGAGCUGCUGGCCUCGGCUAGCGCGGUGCUCAAACAGUUGGGCGUCGCCUACCAAGUCGUGCUCCUCUUGACCGGAGCUGAUGACAAUGAGAAGAGAGAGCUCAAAGGAAUGUUGAGUUCCAUCAACUCCGUCCAGGUUGAAACUGGCAGAUUGUCGGCAAAGUUAUUGUCAGAUCACCUCUCAGCCAAGAUGGAACGUGAGCAUGUCGAAGGCUUCAUCUGCGGCCCAGCCGGCUUUGAGUCCGCUGCCAGAGGCAUGUGGACUGCAGCAGGACUCCACAAGAGCCGAAGUACCAACAAGGUGCAGAAAAAUGUGCAGUGCAGCAUGGAGGGAGGGGGUGAAGGGAGGCAGAGAGAGGGGGAAGCGCAAGUGGCAGAGAAAGGCCAAGAGCUUCCAGUCACGCCAGUGGAAGUCUCUAUCGACCUUUAUGAUGCAGCCAUUUGGUGUCGCGAUUCUUUCAAACAGGAGGUUCGCGACUUGAUGUCACGCGUUGCUGACGGAGCAACCGCCUCGCGCGGGACUGACGUCGCAACAGCCUCGCGCGGGACUGAUGCCGCAACCGCCUCGCGUGGGACUGAUGGAGCAUCCCCCUCGCGCAUGCUUGACGGAACUGGAUCCCAGACGGAUUCCUUGAUCCGCGCCAAGAAGAAAUGGAGGGUGGUGCACACCUUCCGGAGUGGCCUGGCGGAGCCUUUGAAUGAGCUGGACUGCUACAGGAAGGCCGCCAUGACAUUGUACGAGGCUAUCCGCCUGCGCGGCUUUCAUCAGCCUCCAACGAAUCCGGCGGCCUGGUAUGCUUACAAGCACAAGACACGGCUAGAGAAAUGGGCCGCGCCGGCAGUCUGGACACUGCUCCUGCUGGACAUCAUCGAGACCCCGCUCUGGUGCAACGGCAAAAUUUAUGCCACAGGAGGCAUUUGCCCGGCUGGUGAGAGCCCAGAAUACCUGCUCAGUGGCUUGGUCUAUGUCCCCGUGGCUUGGGCCGUAGCCAUCGAGCUGUUUAUCCUGACCUUCCUGUUUGGGAACCUCCUGUUGCACCUUCGUCUUUAUAUUUCCAUGCGGGGCUACGGCCAUGCCACUACAUCAGGCCGAUUGCUGCUGGAGGCGGCGUUGAUCACGCUAAGCUUCCUGGACUUGGCUGCCUUUUUCGCUGGCUCGAAGCUUCGGAUCGCACCGGUCCUGAGAUUCGGCCUUGCUGCGUGCGCCGUCCCACGCCUGGAGGAGUUGGUGCUCUCAUUCUUUCGGACAACAAAAGCUGUCAGCAAGGUUGGCAUGUUCCUGGUCUACACCGUGGUCCUGUUUGCAUUCGUGACGGCGUCCAUGUUUGAUGACCUGGAGGAGAAUGACCCGUUUGGCACUCCCGCGAACACAGGCUUCACCUCGUUCAGUGACUCGAUUUACACCUGCUUCGCAGCUUUGACAACAGCAACGCUGCCGGAUGCAUUGGUGCCAACUUAUAGCACUCAGCGGCUCUAUGCUUUGAUCUGGAUGCCCUUCAUCUUCAUGGGCUCCGUGCUCCUGAAGCAAGUCAUACUGGCCGGUGUCUACAAUGACUACAGCCAGCAUGCCAAGAGUAACCUGAUGGUAGGACGUGAACUUCGACAAUCUGGGAUUGUGUCUGCCUUUAGCCUGCUGCGGCACGACCACCACGACAAGAAAGCUGUCGUAAGGUUCGAAGAUUUUGAGAAGCUGGUGGACGCCAUGAGUGUGCUGCUGGACAUGUCUGCCACGAAGGAGAUGCUUCGAGUCAUCUUCCAUGCCUUGGACGACAACCUCGAUGGUGUCCUGGACUGGUCCGAGUUCGAGGAGAUGUGUGACGUACUUCAGUUUCAGUUCGACAUCACAAAGCGUGAUGCGCCUUUGAAGGAAUGUCUUCACGGCACAGCUGUGGAGAAGUGGAUGCGUUACAUCAUGGAGAAUGGAUCGGGUGGCACGAACUUAGGCUACGCGGUUCGUUAUCCCGGCUCCAUCAUGGACGUGGUGAUGAACGCAGUGGUCUCUGCCAAUGUGAUCUGGGUCAUUGGCGAAUCUGUUUUCGACAUGAAUGACAUACAGGAGCCAGCUUGGGUGGUGAAUGUGGACCUCUUCUUCUCUUUGAUUUACAUGUUGGAGGCCUUGCUGAAGCUGUCCUACUGGUCCUGGGAGGAGUACUGGUUCUAUGCUGACAACAGGUUUGACCUGAUCACCAGCCUAAUCUUGAGUGGAGUUGCUGUAAUCUUCCUCACCGUCCGUCACAUCUCUCUGGAGACGCUGCGCAGCGCCAACGUGCUCCGGUUGCUUCGGGUCCUCAAAGCUCUCAAGCACGUCAAGACCUACAAGCGCACGAGCAUGAUCGUGAGCAAACUCUUCAGCACAUGUCGCGAGGUUCUGUUGCUGAACGUCCUUGUGGUGCUGCUGUGGGCUUCCAUCGGUGUCCAAAUCUUCGGAGGUCGCCUGGUGCCUUCGAACCCGCGGCUGCCGGAGGACUUGGGCUAUUUCCAGAACAACUACCAGGUAUUGAAUUUUAACGACGUGCCAAUGGGAAUGAUGACGCUUUUCAUGUGGACUCUCGGAGAAUGGAAUGAUGACUUGGCCACAGCAUGCUUGGAGUUGGCCGAACCCUUCUCCGUCGAGAAGGUGGUGAUUUGGAUGUUCCUGCUCUCGUUUUACGUGGCAUCGCCUCUCUUAGCUUACAAUGUUUUAUCAGCUUUCGCCAUCGAUGUUUAUCAGAACAUUGAGAGCAGUGUCUCCAAAGAGGAGGAGGAGGGCCAUGCCGUGUGCGAGGUUGAGCGGAACCUGUUGAGGAUCCAGGCCGAACUUGCGGACGAUGGCUGGGUGCUACACAUCCAGGAGUCAGCCGACCUCGCCAAGCUCCGAGUGCACGCGUCGCUGUUCAACGUCGCGUGA